UCAGAUUAUUUUUUUGCUAAAAGAAAAAAGACAUGGCGCCCACUUAUGGAAUGAGCGUUCUUUUCCUUGGAAUAACAAUGUUUUUUCUAGCCCUUCUACAUCCAAAUGCUGAGGCCWUUAGGCAUAGCGAGCAAUGUGAAUUCCGUGGUUACAAGCCCGGUGGGAUUCUUCCUGGAAUAAAGAAGAUAUCCGCAGUACCACCUGCCAAAUUUGAAACKAGUGUCCUGGACACUACGCUURACUAUUUCAACCAAGGUGGAGGUGUUACGGCUGCUACAUUGGGCGUCAUCGAUGCUGUAGGUGUAUCACUAAAGGGAUCACCCCAGGUUUCUGCAGCUCUGGGGAUCAUUGCUGUUGGUUUAGGAUAUGCUUCCAGUAGUCCUAGCCCUAAUGACAUCCUGGACAAGGCUUUUAAAUCAGUAGAACUUCUGGCUGAAGAGGUUAAUGAAAGAAUGAGUCAGUUGCAAGACUAUGCCGAUGUAAAAGAUUUGCAACUUGAGAGACUGAUUAUGACCAGAAAUUACAAAGAGCUGUUUGAUAAAUGGUCUAAAUGCGCGAAACAUCGACCAGGACGAGACCCAAAUCAAUGUCAAGUAGAUGCAGAGGAAGACAUUGCAAGUGCWCGUUUCCAUUUCCAGCCUUUACAAGAACUCUUCGAAGAGAAACAAUCAAAUGGAAAGCAAACGUACGACCCACAUUUUUAUUACAGAUAUGUUGCUACCUGGCAGUGGAUGAAAAAGUACGAGGGUAAAGGUUAUUUCUGGGCUCCCACUUACGAAGAGGUGAAGAAGCUUGAAAUUGGACUCAUCCCAUUCCGUGACUAUGCUACUCUGCAUCUUGUAGCCUUAGAGGUGCUUGCCAACAGUUACAAAGAUAAAGUUGGAGGUGAAUCUUGUGAAAUCUACAAGCAUACCUUAACCCUGAUUGCUCAAAAGUCAGACUAUUACGUUCGCUACGUCAAAUGGGCCUUUGAAUGGAUCUACAUCCGACAAUACGAAGAAAACAUGUAUUUUGGAGUAAAGGGAAGGGCAGGUGGAGGACCUGAUUCAGCAACUCGCAAUGGUUUUCUGGCAACCAGAAAAUGUACAGGAGGCAAGUGUACCAUCGAGUGUAGCCAGAUGAUGAAAGAUAAUGUUUGUACCGUACAAAAGAGACGCAGGAGAAAAAGAAGUUGGGAAGUCAUGGAAAAGGCAUCUAGUCUCUGUGAUGGUUAUAUGGGUAAACUAAAGCAAGCGUUGACACAGUUCUGGACCGAAAAUGUUCUACAAGUAGCAAAAAGCUGGGAGAAGUAUGRGAAAGACGCUAAGGAAAAACUUGCUGCGAAGAAAUGUUAAGAAUCGACAAGUUGGUCUCCAUGAUUAAUAGAAAAAUGAUGUUAAUUAGCAGUGCUACUUUUCUUUUAGAAGCUUUCUUAUCACAACCUCACAGUAAAUUGUGCCCAGUGGUAAUGUGGCAAUGCACAAUAAACGGCGUAUUAAUCAUUAAUCACGACUUAUAAUGCUGCUGAUGAGCUUUAAUAGCUUCCUUUUAAGAUAUUUUAUGCAGCCUUUUGUUUACUUUAGAAAUAUAAUCGCGUGAUCCUUUCAGUAAUACAGCAGUGGCGAGUGCACAUAAGAGGUAUAAAGAGAAGCAGAGGCAUUAGGUGACACACUUUUUGAGUGUGUUGUAAAGAGAAGCACGAGCAUUAGGCGACAAACGGGGUUCAGUUUCUAUUAAGCACUGUACAGUAAAUUUGAGAGGACCAAUUUGGCCCCAGAGAGCCAUUUUGGCUUUUUCAAGUAGUACUAUUUUAGCCCAGGCUAGUACCAAACUAGAACAAAAUGCCAUUUUGGCCCCACAGAAACCAUUUUGGUAUGGGUCUAUCAGUACUGUUUUGGCCCCCUCAACUAGGCCUAAAAAUAGCUCUACUUUAAGGAGGCCACUAUAGGGUCAAAAUUUUGGCCCCAUUUUUGGGGCUUAAACCGCCCUAUCCGAUUUACUGUGUCGAUAUUUCCAAAGCAGGCUCCAUGUGUAAACGUAAACAUCUUGCUCCCUUUAACAAAUAAAACAGCUUUUUCCGUGCUCUGUUCAGUAAUAAAGCACGCAGGAAGUGAAKUAAGCACUAACCAUAUAGUAUCUGUAGCCGUAGGCGAUCGCUUCUCACACUUUUUGMGUGGUUACGGCGCUUCCUARGUGCUUUAUAACUGCAUUAUUUCGGUACUAUUUACGCAAAAAGAAAGAAGGUCGCAGGAUCUAGCAGCACUUUGAGCGCGCGGAUGUCGCCAGCACUGUAAUCCGUUCACUAUUAUAAUUAAAGCACAGUUUUCGACCAUUCGACGCGCACGUACUAUCAUGACUAUACAAUAACUGCUAAUAUGGCACAGUUUUCGACCAACAAAAGCGCGCGUAGCAAGGUCACUCUACCUUGAAUGAUUUUUCUCAUUACACUCAUUGUAGCACUCUUGCACUAUAAUUGUAGCAAGACAAGUUGUUCUUCGUAUUGACGUCAAAACAACUACAAUAAAUAGUUUCUUCCGUUUC
Molecule: messenger RNA, 2520 nt
Organism: Actinia tenebrosa (Australian red waratah sea anemone)
Lineage: Eukaryota; Metazoa; Cnidaria; Anthozoa; Actiniaria; Actiniidae
Source: RefSeq, a predicted model, not a curated record